AUGUCAGACGCCCUGAAGAAGCGCAAGUCGAAGGUGCUGCGCAGCGAGAUGGGCACACCUGAGGGGAAACGCGGCCGCGGAGAAGGGGACCAGGUGAGCACUGCAGAGGAGAUGAGAGGGGUGGACAGCAUAAACAGUAGGGGUGAGGGGGUCAAGGUGAGAACUGUAGAGAGAGGAGAGGCAGAUGAGUAUAGAGAGGAGGGGAGGGAGCAUGAAUGAAUUUGACUACUUUGUGUGUGUGUUUUCAGGACUUACCUGUGUACAGUGAAGAGGUGGAGCUGGAUAGCAGGGACCCAGAGGAGGACUACCAGGAAUAUAAACUAACCUGUGAAGCUCUGGCCCAACUGAUGAACGACAUCCAGGAGCAGAAAGCCAACGGCGCCAAGGAUGGGGUAAGAAACACACACACCAGGAUUUUCGUUAGCUGGUAAUUGCUGGCUUUUGGCCGAUAAAAAUAAUGAAAAGCCGAUAAAUAAAAUUGUAGCCAGCCAAAUUGUCCGGGGCUGCCCAUCAUACACCCAGAUUUCACGCUUCAGCACCAUUCUCUCACUCCUUGGCAUUGCCCACUGCCUUACGUGCAUGCGCCUGCUGCUGAGGAGAGAGAGAGAUGAGCCUUGGCCUAGGCUACUGUUGAUUGUGAAGAUGGAGGCCUUUUUCAUUUAAGUAAAACGAAAGUUAGAGAUUAUGCCUAUAUUGAAUAGCGUACAAUGGUUGUGUCCUCCGUAUGGACAAGUUUGAAUAUUAUAGUGGUCAAAGAUGAGAAAUACAUUGGCGGGGCCAAAUGCAGAAUACUGUGCAACUCUCUAUUCAGGUAGGAACUUUUAUUUAUAAAACAUUUGUAUUUAUAAUCAUUUUUUUAUUACUGUAUAUCAUUGUUGUUAUUGUAGGCCUAUUUAUUAAUAUAAACCAGUUCUUUAAAUAUGCAAAACGUGUUUAGUUUAAGAUGGGUUUUAAGUAGGCCUGUUGGGGGGGGGGGGGGGGGGGGGCUCCAGGCCGAGUUUGGGAAACCCUGGUUUAAAGGAUCAUUUAAAAAAACUGUGGUGCACAUUAUUGUUAUACACUUAGCGUUCUAUUUAUCGUUGAAGCAUAAAUUCAGGCAAUUUAUCCAGACAUGGAUUUUUGUCCAUAUUGCCCUGCUCUACUUCGACAGUUAAAAUUGAGGUGAGGAAGAAUGUUUCAGGCCUACCAGAGUAACUCCUAUAAUUUACAAUAUAAAAAAAAUAUUAUGAUAGAAAAUUAAAGCAGGAACCUCCUUCUGUACACCUAUAUCUGUAUAGCAGACCGAAGCACCGCCGCAAAGCAUUAUAUUGCGAAUGCUGCAGAAGAAGCAAACUCCUUCAUAUGUGACUCUUUCGUCCUCGCACGCACACACGGCUGGCUGUUUAAACUGGUCUGAAAACAGCCUAUACUAUAUCUUUGUCUAUAAAAAAUAUGAGCUGCAUGCAAUUGAACAAGUCACAGGAAGCAUGCACUCCUUUCGUUGCAUUCCUUAUAGAAAUAAUUAAACAGUGUUGGGCGGAUUACUUGAAACAUUUACUAGGCUAAUCCAUAAACCUACUAAUACAUUUAUGAAUAAAUUAAAAAACGUGCACAAUGCACAUAUUCAAUAGCUUUAGAAGAAACCGAAAAAAGUUAUUUUAACCUGGUAUUAAUUCAUUUUCUAUAGAAUCUAAUUAUCAAUAAUAAAUCUAGGCCUACGAUAUUUCAUUAAAGUGGACUCCAACAGCGUAUGUUGGAUAGGAAUUGCCUUUAGCAAGGCACUGCGGCUUGUUCUGGCCGAUCCCCUCAAACUUGUCAGCAGCACACCGAAUCUCUCCGUCGAUUGGAGGAGUUUUAGGCUACUAAUGAUUGGCACCAAUAUGUGAAGUCUGACUGUAGCCUAUUACCAGUUGCAUUUCACGUUCAUGUUGUCUACCCUUCCCUCCAGUGUACUGAGAUAGAGGAGAAGAGGAUGCAGAGCUGUAUCCACUUUAUGAGUCUGAAGAAACUCAACCGCCUGGCUCACAUGAGACUGAAGAGGGGGAGAGACCAGACACACGAGGUACAUAUAUGCACACUCUUUCACACGCACAAUUCCCUCUACACACACACGGCAAAAGCAGUUAUUAACUCCCCUCGCCUCUCUCCCACCUCCCUUGCCCUGUCUUCCUCCAGGGCAAGCAGAGAGUGGAUGUGUUGCACCUGCAGCUCCAGAACCUGCUCUAUGAGGUCAUGCACCUGCAGAAGGAGAUCAGCAAGUGUCUGGAGUUCAAGUCAGUACCACUUGGGGGGUUCUAAUUCACAUUUGCUCCAAGUCAGUAGGCCUAUAUCCAGGAAUAAGAAGCUUAGAGUUUUGAGGCACAAUGUCUAACGUUAAUAUUAUCUUGUCCUCUGCGUGUUUGUGUGUGUCCAGGUCAAAGCAUGAAGAGAUAGAUCUUGUGAGUGUAGAUGAGUUCUACCAGGAGGCCCCCCCUGAGACAUCCCGCAGCCCCCUCACCAAGGACGACACCCACCAACUCACACUGGCCAGGCUGGACUGGGAACUGGAGCAGAGAAAGAGGUACCACACACACACUGAGACAGUUGUGUUGUUCUGUAGGUUGGCUAAGCAGUACAUGAACUCCCACUGUUCUGUGUGUGUGUAGGCUGGCUGAGCAGUACAAGGAGUCUCUGUCCAGUAAGGAGAAGAUCCAGAAAGGCAUUGAGGUUAAGAAGGAACACCUGAGUUCUCUACAGCCUGGACUCAACGCUAUCAUGCAGGUAACACACACUCUCUGUAACUCACACACCCUACAACCUGGAUACAAUGCUAUUACCCAGGUACACACUGAAGCAAAGUGAACUUUAAACCUCCCUGUAAGCCAUAGCAGCAUUCAAUUGACAAAACAACACCAGUCCCACACAGCUUUUGCAAGUCUAGGUGUCUGUCUGGUAUGGAUGGCUAGCAUUGUGCAUGAUUACACACACAGCAGGCAUGGGCUUCUGAAAUGGCCCUGCCCACAGAAUGUGACCUUCCAGGCCUGAAGCCUAAACCUGUCCUCUUCCCCAGGCAUCCCUCCCGGUCCAGGAGUACCUCUCCAUGCCGUUUGAACAGACCCAGAGACAGACAGAGAUCGCCCGCCACCUCCCCCCCUCUCUCUAUGUCCUACUGGUACAGGCCAGCGCUUACGGACAGGCCUGCGGUGAGUGUUUGUGUGUGUGUUUACUUACAUUUGUGAACGCAAUUGUGUGGCAGACUUUUUUCAUUGUCACUUUAUCAAUUUUGAUGAGGACAUGCGGUUUUUAUGCAUUUUUGUAUUUGUGUGCGUUUCAGAUAAGAGCCUGAGUGUGUCCAUCAGUGGAGAUGUGGACGAGGCCAAAGCUCUGUCUAAACCUCCAGAGGACUCCCAGGGUAAGUGUGAUGAGGUGGUGUUGAAGGAGUCAGGCGCAGGAGGGUAAAUCACAGAAUAACAGGCUUUAAUCCGCAAAAUACAGAUUUACGCAGAAAUGCGUCAAACACACUCCAGGACACAAAACAGGCGCACUGGAAAAUUCUCCCGUCGAUACAAAAUACGAGCUCCACCGAGCUUCACUAACCUCCACAAAUAAACAAUCACCCACAAGGACAAGGGGGCAGAGGGAACACUUAUACAUGGACUAAUUAGGGGAUUAGAACCAGGUGUGUGUGUGAUUGACAAGACAAUUGUGAUGAUGAUUGGGGCGGCAGUGGUUAGUACUCCGGUGACGACGAAUGCUGAAGCCUGCCCGAACAAGGAGGGGAGGCAGCCUCGGCCGAAGUCGUGACAGUAAGACUGCAGCACACCUGCCUGGCUGCAUGUUAAUGACCCUAUAUAAUGUGCGAGUGUUCGACAAGGCAUUGAUUAAAUAGAGAAACGUGUGUGUAUUUUGACUGUGUAUCUAAGUGUGUGUCAUUUGAUUGUCUCUCCUCUAGAUGAUGAUUCUGGUGAUUCUGAUGCAGAGGAGGAGCAGGAGAAAACUGUGAGUGUGAGAGUCUGUCCCACACCAUGCAGCCACUAGAGGCCCCUCUAAUACGGCUCUCUACACACACACACACUUCAGUGUCAACGAGUUCACCGCAACUCUCCUAUACCCAACCCUUCUACCUACACAAAUUGUCCCAACAACCUCUGGUGACACACACACCCUAUUGUUGUGGCAGACAGGGAAUGGAGGCCUAUCGAUCGCUUCCUGACUGGUGCUAGUUGGGGGGUUCUGGGAAGUAGGGAUAGGAUGGGUCCUUGUAACCCGAGCCCACACAGACGUGAGGUCAUAAUCGUCAUUCUCUGACACGUGUUGUACUCAUACUCCUCAUACUCGCGUACAGCUCACACACAGCCAAUUUCACUUGUAUAUUGUUAUUUAUUUAUUUAUUCAUAUUUUUGCUGAAUGAAAUUGUCUGUCAUUGCCUGGUCACAUUACUGCUGCUCUGCCACUGUACACCUCAGCUGCCACUCCUUUUCUCCCCUCCCUCCCUCCCUCCUUCCAGCUAGUCCUUCUCUUUCUCUGUGAAAUAUGUAUGAGCUGAAGGUCAAGCCUCUAUUCAACUCUGUCCUCCUAUAGCCGUAAUGACAGCUGAUCAGUUAGGAUUAUAAAAUGCAUCCCAAAUGGCACCCUAUUCCCUAUAUCAAGGGUUCCCAAACUUUUUCACUCAGGCCCCACUUCCAGCAUUCAUGAACAUCCCGCGACGUCUAUUUCUAUGGGCACAAGCACUGUUCAUGACACAAACCGUUCACACACAUCUUGUUGGCAGAGAGAACAUUUUGCAAGUUUUAAAGUUUAUUUCCUGCAAUUCUACACAUUUUGUCAUGGGGUGUAGAGACAAUUUUGUAGUUUUAAAGCUAAUUUUCUUGCAAUUCUAAACAUUUUGCCGUGUCUAAUGUGUAUUCGUGUGACAUUUGAGUGACUCCAACAUUACAACAAAAAACCUAGUUAAAAAACGUUAGCUGACAUGGGCUAGUUGAUCUGGACAUUUCUGACAAGUUAUAAAUAGCUCUCUAAGGUAUGCAAUGACUGACAUGACAAGAGGAAAACUGAUGAUGCACUAUCCAAUUUCAAAAUUGCACCUUGUGCAUUCUACUAUUACAACUUUCCAAAGUAAGUUGAAAGCCAGACUGAGUUCCACCAAAAAAUACAUACAUAUACACAAAAGUAUGUGGCCACCCCAUCAAAUUAGUGGAUUCGGCUAUUUCAGCCACACCCGUUGCUGACAGGUGUAUAAAAUCGAGCACACAGCCAUGCACUCUCCAUAGACAAACAUUGGCAGUAGAAUGGCCUUACUGAAGAGCUCAGUGACUUUCAACGUGGCAUAGGAUGCCACCUUUCCAACAAGUCAGUUCGUCACAUUUCUGCCCUGCUAGAGCUGCCCCGGUCAACUGUAAGUGCUGUCAUUGUGAAGUGGAAACGUCUAGGAGCAACAUAGGCUCAGCCAUGAAGUGGUAGGCCACACAAGCUCACAGAACGGGACCGCCGAGUGCUGAAGCACGUAACACUCACUACCGUGUUCCAAACUGCCUCUGGAAGCAAUGUCGGCACGAGAACUGUUCGUCGAGAGCUUCAUGAAAUGGGUUUCCAUGGCCGAGCAGCCGCACACAAGCCUAAGAUCACCAUGUGCAAUGCCAAGCGUAGGCUGGAGUGGUGUAAAGCUCGCCGCCAUUGGUCUCUGGAGCAGUGGAAACAUGUUCUCUGGAGUGAUGAAUCACGCUUCACCAUCUGGCUGAAUCUGGGUUUGGUGGAUGCCAGGAGAACGCUAUCUGCCCCAAUGCAUAGUGUCAACUGUAAAGUUAGGUGGAGGAGGAAUAAUGGUCUGGGGCUGUUCUUCAUGGUUCGGGCUAGGCCCCUUAGUUCCAGUAAAGGGACAUCUUAAAGCUACAGCAUACAAUGACAUUCAAGACGAUUCUGUGAUUCCAACUUUGUGGCAAUAGUUUGGGGAAGGACCUUUCCUGUUUCAGCAUGGCAAUGUCCCCGUGCACAAAGCGAGGUCCAUACAGAAAUGGUUUGUCGAGAUCGGUGUGGAAGAACUUGACUGGCCUGCACAGAGCCCUGACCUCAACCCCAUCGAACACCUUUGGGAUGAAUUGGAACGCCGACUGUCCCCACAGCAAUGUUCCAACAUCUAGUGGAAAACCUUCCCAGAAGAGUGGAGGCUGUUAUAGCAGCAAAUGUUUACCAACUCCAUAUAAUAAUAAUAAUAAUAAUAUGCCAUUUAGCAGACGCUUUUAUCCAAAGCGACUUACAGUCAUGCGUGCAUACAUUUUUGUGUGUGGGUGGUCCCGGGGAUCGAACCCACUACCUUGGCGUUACAAGCGCUGUGCUCUACCAGCUGAGCUACAGAGGACCACAUAUUAAUGCCCAUGAUUUUGGAAUGAGAUGUUCAAGGAGCAGGUGUCCACAUACUUUUGUUCAUGUAGUGUAUACCAGGGCUCUGGUCUAAAGUAGUGCACAUUUUACAUUUUAGUCAUUUAGCAGAUGCUCUUAUCCAGUAUGGAGGACUAAAAGUGCCACAAUUAAAUAAAAUAAAUACACCAUUAAAUAAUUACUUAAAUGUGUCAUUAAUUAAUUAAAAUUAGAAUUAAAUACAUAAAUGUGUUAUUAAAUGUGUCAUUAAUUAAUUCAAAUACCGAUUCAUUUUAUGUAAAAUACAUAUAUAAUUAUUUCACUAUUUACAUUUACAUUUCAUGAUCCUGCAUUGCAGUGAUUCAUGAAUUACUUAAAACUGUCAAACUGACCCAUCAAAGUCAGUGGGCGGGGCUAACGCGAAUCUAGUCUGAUCCAUUGCUUUGGUCUGAAGUAGAGUAGGCCAACCUGGAUAGAGACAAUGGAGGAUCUCCGUGAACUUUCCAGGGAGUUGGUUAGAGACAUUUUAAACUUAGCAGAGGAUGUAGAAGCAGGACCUGCUGACAUUAUCCGGAAUUGAUUUGUCUUGGCUUGAUGCAGAGGGUAACCAAUCAGGCGUUAGGUUCCGCCUACCAACUUUUGAUGGGUCAGUUUGACAGUUUUAAGUAAUUCAGGAAGCACUCCAACGCAGGACCAUGAAAUGUAAAUGUAAAUAGUGAAAUUAUUAUAUAUGUAUUUUACAUAAAAUGAAUCGGUAUUUGAAUUAAUUAAUGAUACAUUUAAUUACACAUUUAUGUAUUUAAUUCUAAUUUGAAUUAAUUAAUGACACAUUUAAGUAAUUAUUUAAUGGUGUAUUUAUUUAUUUAAUUGUGGCACUUUUAGUCCUCCAUAAUCCAGAGCGACUUACAGGAGCAAUUAGUGUUAAGUGCCUUGCUCAAGGGCACAUCGACAGAUUUUUCACCUAGUCUGCUCGGGGAUUAGAACCAGCGACCUUUUGGUUACUGGCACAACGCUCUUAACCACUAAGCUACCUGCCGCCCUACAGUGCUAUGAAAAAGUAUUUGCCCCCUUUCUAAUUUUCUCUACUUUUGCAUAUUUGUGAUACUGAAUGUUAUCAGAUCUUCAACCAAAACCUAAUAUUAGAUAAAGGGAACAUAAGUGAACAAAUAACACAACAAUUACAUAUUUAUUUCAUAAACAAAGUUAUGCAACACCCAAUUCCCCUGUGUGAAAAAGUAAUUGCCCCCACACUCAAUAACUGGUUGAGCCACCUUUAACUGCAAUGACUCCAACCAAAUGCUUCCUGUAGUUGUUGAUCAGUCUCUCACGUCGCUGUGGAGGAAUUUUGGCCCACUCUUCCAUGCAGAACUGCUUUAACUCAGUGACGUGUGGGUUUUCAAGCAUGAACUGCUCGUUUCAAGUCCUGCCACAACAUCUCAAUUGGGAUUAGGUCUGGACUUUGACUAGGCCAUUCCAAAACUUCAAAUGUGUUGCUUUUUAGCAAUUUUCAUGUAGACUUGAUUGUGUGUUUUGGAUCAUUGUCUUGCUGCAUGACCCAGCUGCACUCAGGUGAAUCCAGGUGAAAGCUAUGAUCCCUUAUUGAUGUCACUUGUUAAAUCCACUUCAAUCAGUGUAGAUGAAGGGGAGGCGACAGGUUAAAGAAGGAAUUUUAAGCCUUGGGACAAUUGAGACAUGAAUUGUGUAUGUGUGCCAUUCAAAGAGUAAAUGGGCAAGACAAAAGAUUGAAGUGCCUUCGAACGGGGUAUGGUAGUAGGUGCCAGGCGCACCGGUUUGUGUAAAGAAGUGCAACGCUGCUGGGUUUUUCACGCUCAACAGUUUCCCGUGUGUAUCAAGAAUGGUCCACCACCCAAAGGACAUUAGCCAACUUGACACAACUGUGGGAAGCAUUGGAGUCAACAUGGGAACGCUUUCAACACCUCGUAGAGUCCAGGCCCAGACGAAUUGAGGCUGUUCUGAGGGCAAAAGGGGAGGGGUGCAACUCAAUAUUAGGAAGGUGUUCCUAGUGUUUGGUACACUAAGUGUAGACAUCAGUACAUCUGAUUAAUGAGCAGUAGAACAUGACAGCGUGAUGUAAUGGUAAUUCUCUCUCUCUGUCUCUGUGUGUAGAAGAGGAGGAGACCUACUACAGGUGGUCAGCUGGAUGAUAAGAGACGUGAGAUGCUGAAGAGACACCCUCUCUCCCUCUGCCUAGACCUCAAAUGCAAAGGUACACACACACACACUUUCUAUUCCAGUAGUUUCUGUGUGUCAGCCUCUCACAGAUAGUGCUGCUUCUGCUGUUUUUCUUUCUCUGUGGAAGACUGCAGUAAUCUGUCACUGCUCCUCAGUGACACACACACACUGCUCCUGUGUGACAGGCAGCAGGACGCUGUCACUACUUCUUAGUCUCUCUGGGACAGUUAAGGGUAGAUGACAUCAUUCAGAGCUAUAUGAUAGGACUGUUAGAAAUUGAUAUCAAUGGUAGUGGUAAGGAUUCUGUGGUGCAGUGUAUAUGGUGAUGGUUCAGUGCAUAGAUUACACUAAAUGAACGAUUCUUGUUCAAUGAACAAUGACAUCACUACUAAGGUUACACAAUGUCGCCUCUCCUCUCCUCUCCUGGCUAGAACCCAAUGACACCUUGAGAGACGGACACACAGACGCACACUCACUCUCUCACAAAUACACACACACACACACACAGCUUUUACUGCUGCAAACAGUCAUAAGCUGCUUCAUGGUUUAGAGUAGUGGUUCCCAACCUUUUUCGGUUACUGUACCACCAACUUAAUUUUGUUCUGCCCAGAGUACCCCUGAAGUACCCCCUCAUGUGCAUUUUACCAGUAAGCCUAUGGUCUCAUGAGUCUUCUCAAGUACCCCCUGUGGAUAGGCCAAGUAUCCCCAGGGGUCCUAGUACUCCUGGUUGGGAACCACUAGUUUAGAGGACAACAGAGAGAGUGCGAGGAGGCUGAUGAAAAUGUGCUUAGAAUAAGGUGUGAGUGCUGCAGCCCUACACUGCUGCCAGCUCCACACACAUACACCGUCCGCUCCUCCCUGCCUGCUUGCCAGUGGAUAGAGUUACGCCUGCAAUGCAGAACAUCCUCACCUCAUCCCUCCUCCUUUUCGCCAUCUCUCCCUCCCCUCCUCCUCUUCUCCAUUCUUCAUAGCUAAGAAUCUAGUCAUCCUCUUUGUGUCAAUUUACACUGACAUCCACGGGGUAUACGAGUGCAUUGCAGGCUGCAUACAAUGCUUUUGAACAGUAAGAUUGCCAUCUCAAUUUGCCAUCUGCCGGCCUUUGGGGUAUCUUUUGGCAGAGAGGCAACUUACCAACCACAAUACAUGCUCACAUACACACACACACACACGUCUCAUCUCCCUGUUUGAUAAAUAGCAUAUUAUGUAUAUAUUAUUAAUAGAUCGCAUCAUACCCAGUGAACCCUUCUCUCUCUCACUCUCUCUGUCUCUCUAGACGGCAGUGUGCUGCAUCUGUUCUUCUACUACCUGAUGAACCUGAACAUCAUGACUGUCAAGGCCAAAGUCUCCACUGCCACAGACCUCACUGGAGCUAUCAGUGCUGGGUACGUGUGUGCGUGUGGAGUUUGGGGAGUGUGUGACUGUGUGUGACUGUGUUGUAAUGAUUCUAUCUUCUGGCAGGGAGCUGUUAAAUUCUGACACGCUGCUCAACUGCCUGUAUGCUAACGAUCAGGGGCGCGAGACGCCCAACCCUGCUAACCGCUACCAGUUUGAUAAAGUGGGGUAAGGAUGCUGUCCUAAAGCCGAACACCUAUACACACAGCUUGUACAGUUGCUUCAGUAUCAAUACAGAUAUUGUUUGAUGAUUGUAGGAUCAGUAUUAAUUCAUAUAUUGUGUUUUCUUGUAGGAUCAGUUCAUUUGGAGACUACGUGGCAGAGCUGGGUCAUCCCUACCUGUGGGUGCAGAGACUGGGAGGACUGCAGUUCCCAAGUGACGCCCCAGAGGUGUGUGUUUGUGGUGUGUGUGGCCCUGACAUUCCGUUUAGUAAAGUGUCUGCUGCUAUGCUGUACUUCUUUCUCUCUGUAUGUGUGUGUUAACCCUGCUGUGUGUGUGUUUCAGGGUGUGCAUGCAGGCAGUUCUCUGAGUGCCAGUCACAUGGAGAGCACCAUGAAGCUGCUGAGAGGACGCGUCCAGUCACGCCUGGCCCUGCACAAACAGUUCUCCUCACUAGGUACACACAGACAGUUCUCCUCACAUUUCUCAUCACCGGGUACACGCACACAGACAAUAAAAUAAGUGUUUAUGGUAUUGUGUUUGUGUUUUUCAGAGCACAGUAUUGUUCCAGUGUCCAGUGAGUGCCAGCACCUGUUCCCUGCUAAGGUUCUCUCCCGCCUGGCUCGCUGGACUACCAUCACACACCAGGAGUACACAGUACGAACACACAAAACACUUCCAUACAUUUUGUUUGCUGUCAAAACAACCGAAGAGUACACAGGAAGCACACAACUUUGACUACAACUCAUCCUCACACUCAAUAUAAAAUGUCUGACUCUCAUUGUAGCUGCUGUGUAGAUGGAGUGGCUAUAGAAGGUAUUGUGGUUUAAUUAAAUAAACCAUAUAGCUUACUAUUCUUUGUGUGUUCUCUCUCGCUGUAUAGAAUCUGGUGUUCACGCAGCAUGUGUCAGAAGCAGGUCUUGCUCGGGAGACUGACCUGUUCUUCAUGGCCGUGGUGGAGAGAGGAACAGGUAAAUACCAGGGGUAUAUAUUAAGACAUUCCUGAAGAAUUGGAGGCCUGUCUCUGCUUUGUUUGGACUAUAAGAUUUCUUAGAAAAGUCAGGAAAAUAAAUUAUCUCUUUCCUUUCCAGCUCGUCUUCAGGCUGCGGUGGUGUUGAACCCCCGUUACCCAGUCAUUUCUCCUCUCUUUGCUGUCUCACUCAGCUGGAAGGGGGAGCGCAGUGGACGUACUGACGACAACCUUCGAGUGAGUAUACACACACCCAUCACACACUGUGAAUACAGGACCCUAACCCAGGGGAGGGCAAAUCUAUAUGCUGUAAUGCCCUUUGAUGCCACUGGUUAGUGGUUAGACACUCACCGGCUGGGAUUGACAUGUCUAACCCCUCCCCCAGGCCAUGGAGAGUGAGGUGAACGUUUUCAAAUCGGAGCUCCAGGGGCCCCGCCCAGGCCACCAGCUGCUGACCAAUCAGGUGGCUCGUCUGGGUGUCUGUCUGGACGUGUACCUGGAGACAGACGGACAGGACGACAGUGUGGAGGGACCACGGGAGUUCCCCAGAGAGAAGAUGUGUCUACGCACUGUCAGGUACACGCACACACAUACACACACACAGAGAUGGCGCCGAUCGACAUGGCUGGCCUGUUUCUGGCUCCUAAGCAACUUUGCAGUAUAUUUUUUUUCUCACAUUAUUAGCACAGAAUGUUUUUUGCAUUAUUACAUACGGCUGGAAAUAACUUUGGAAUAUCAGUAACUCGCCAGCAUUUCGACCAGAAAUACGACUUUCCUGAAUUGGAUCCUUUGUUCGUACCCCCCAAGGCGAUUUAACUUAUGUCAGAGGCUGCUCCAAGACGCCGCUGGCAUAGAAGAGGUAUUCGGAGUAGACUUUUAGUCCAACUCGGGAGGCAUGCACACCAUCCACCGCUUACGAGUAUAUUACAGUAAAGUAGACGAGCUCAGGGUGAGGAUAUCCUUCCAGAGAGACAUCAGGGACUGUAACAUACUCUGUUUCACGGAGUCAUGGCUCUCUCCUGAUAUACUGUCCCGUUCUCAGUACAUCGCGCAGAUAGGAAUAAAGAACUCUCUGGGAAGAAGAAAGGCGGAGGUGUAUGUUUCAUGAUUAACUACUCAUGGUGUGAUUGUGGUAACGUACAGGAACUCAAGCCCUUUUGUUCACCCGACCUAGAAUACUUCACAAUCAAAUGCCGAUCACAUUACCUCCCAAAAUAAUUAUCUUCGGUCAUCGUCACAGCCAUGUAUAUUCCCCCUCAAGUCGAUACCACGACGGCUCUCAAGGAACUACGCUGGACUUUGUGCAAACUGGAAACCGCAUAUCCUGAGGCCGCAUUUAUUGUAGCUAGGGACUUUAAUAAAGCAAAUCUACCUAUGUAAGAAUGCUGUUCAUUGACUACAGCUCAGCCUUCAACACCAUAGUACCCUACAAGCUCAUCAUUAAGCUCGUCCCUGGGUCUGAACCCCGCCCUGUGCAACUGGGUCCUGGACUUCCUGACGGGCUACCCCCAAGUGGUGAAGGUCGACAACAACACCUCCACUACGCUGAUCCUCAACACAGGGGCCCCGCAAGGGUGGUGCUCAGCCCCCUCCUGUACUCCCUUUUCACCUAUGACUGCGUGGCCACGCACGCCUCCAACUCAAUCAUCAAGUUUGCAGACGACACAACAGUGGUAGGCCUGGUUACCAACAAUUACGAGACGUCCUACAGGGAGGAGGUGAGGGCCCUGGCGGAGUGGUGCCAGGAAAAUAACCUCUCCCUCAACAAAACGAAGGAGCUGAUCGUGGACUUCAGGAGAACGCAGAGGGAGCACACCCCCAUCCACAUCAAUGGGGCUGCAGUGGAGAAGGUCAAAAGCUUCAAGUUCCUCGGCGUACACAUCACUGACAAUCUGAAAUGAUGCACCCACGCAGACCGUGUGGUGAAGAAGGCGAACAGCGCCUCUUCAACCUCAGGAGGCUGAAAAAAUGUGGCUUGGCCCAUAAGACCCACAAACUUUUACAGAUGCACCAUUGAGAGCAUCCUGUCGGGCUGUAUCACCGCCUGGUACAGCAACUGCACCGUCAGCAACCGCAGGGCUCUCCAGAGGGUGGUGCGGUCUGCCCAACGCAUCACCAGGGGCACACUGGCUGCCCUCCAGAACAUCUACAGCACCCGGUGUCACAGGAAGGCCAAGAAGAUCAUCAAGGACCUCAGCCACCCAAGCCACGGCCUAUUCACGCCGCUAUCAUCCAGAAGGCGAGGUCAGUACAGGUGCAUCAAAACUGGGACCGAUAUAAGUUGUUUUUCAGUCUCAAGGCCAUCAGGCUGUUGAAUAACAAUCACUAGCCAACCUCCACCCAGUACGCUGCCCAGAACUUUGUCACUGUCACUAGCCGGCUACCACCCAGUUACUCAAAUCUGCACCUUAGAGGCUGCUGCCCUAUGUACAUAGACAUGGAACACUGGUCACUUUAAUAAUAGAACACUGGGCACUUUUAAUAAUGUUUACGUAUGUUUUACCCAUUUUCAUAUAUGUGUGUAUAUAUAUAUAUAUAUAUAUAUACAGAUACAGUGAGGGAAAAAAGUAUUUAAUCCCCUGCUGAUUUUGUAUGUUUGCCCACUGACAAAGACAUGAUCAGUCUAUAAUUUUAAUGGUAGGUUUAUUUGAACAGUGAGAGAUAGAAUAACAACAACAAAAUCAAGAAAAACGCAUGUCAAAAAUGUUAUAAAUUGAUUUGCAUUUUAAUGAGGGAAAUAAGUAUUUGACCCCUCUGAAAAACAUGACUUGGUGGCAAAAUCCUUGUUGGCAAUCAGAGGUCAGGCGUUUCUUGUAGUUGGCCACCAGGUUUGCACACAUUUCAGGAGGGAUUUUGUCCCACUCCUCUUUGCAGAUCUUCUCCAAGUCAUUAAGGUUUCGAGGCUGACGUUUGGCAACUCGAACCUUCAGCUCCCUCCACAGAUUUUCUAUGGAAUUAAGGUCUGGAGACUGGUUAGGCCACUCCAGGACCUUAAUGUGCUUCUUCUUGAGCCACUCCUUUGUUGCCUUGGCCGUGAGUUUUGGGUCAUUGUCAUGCUGGAAUACCCAUCCACGACCCAUUUUCAAUGCCCUGGCUGAGGGAAGGAGGUUCUCACCCAAGAUUUGACGGUACAUGGCCCCGUCCAUCGUCCCUUUGAUGCAGUGAAGUUGUCCUGUCCCCUUAGCAGAAAAACACCCCCAAAGCAUAAUGUUUCCACCUCCAUGUUUGACGGUGGGGAUGGUGUUCUUGGGGUCAUAGGCAGCAUUCCUCCUCCUACAAACACGGCGAGUUGAGUUGAUGCCAAAGAGCUCCAUUUUGGUCUCAUCUGACCACAACACUUUCACCCAGUUCUCCUCUGAAUCAUUCAGAUGUUCAUUGGCAAACUUCAGACGGCCUGUAUAUGUGCUUUCUUGAACAGGGGGACCUUGCGGGCGCUGCAGGAUUUCAGUCCUUGAAGGCGUAGUGUGUUACCAAUUGUUUUCUUGGUGACUAUGGUCCCAGCUGCCUUGAGAUCAUUGACAAGAUCCUCCCGUGUAGUUCUGGGCUGAUUCCUCACCGUUCUCAUGAUCAUUGCAACUCCACGAGGUGAGAUCUUGCAUGGAGCCCCAGGCAGAGGGAGAUUGACAGUUAUUUUGUGUUUCUUCCAUUUGCGAAUAAUCACACCAACUGUUGUCAACUUCUCACCAAGCUGCUUGGCGAUGGUCUUGUAGCCCAUUCCAGCCUUGUGUAGGUCUACAAUCUUGUCCCUGACAUCCUUGGAGAGCUAUUUGGUCUUGGCCAUGGUGGAGAGUUUGGAAUCUGAUUGAUUGAUUGCUUCUGUGGACAGGUGUCUUUUAUACAGGUAACAAGCUGAGAUUAGGAGCACUCCCUUUAAGAGUGUGCUCUAAUCUCAGCUCGUUACCUGUAUAAAAGACACCUGGGAGCCAGAAAUCUUUCUGAUUGAGAGAGGGGUCAAAUACUUAUUUCCCUCAUUAAAAUGCAAAUCAAUUUAUUACAUUUUUGCCAUGUGUUUUUCUGGAUUUUUUUGUUGUUAUUAUGUCUCUCACUGUUCAAAUAAACCUACCAAUUAAAAUUAUAGACCGAUCAUUUCUUUGUCAGUGGGCAAACAUACAAAAUCAGCAGGGGAUCAAAUACUUUUUUCCCUCACUGUGUGUGUGUAUAUAGAUAGAUAGAUAGAUAGAUAGAUAGAUAUAUAGAUAUAUAGAUAUAUAUAUAGAUAUAUAUAUAUAGAUAUAUAUAUAGAUAUAUAUAUAUACACACACACACACACACACACACACACACACACACACACACACACACACACACACACACACACACACAGUGGGGGAAAAAAGUAUUUAGUCAGCCACCAAUUGUGCAUGUUCUCCCACUUAAAAAGAUGAGAGCGGCCUGUAAUUUUCAUCAUAGGUACACCUCAACUAUGACAGACAAAUUGAGAUUUUUUUUUCCAGAAAAUCACAUUGUAGGAUUUUUAAUGAAUUUAUUUGCAAAUUAUGGUGGAAAAUAAGUAUUUGGUCACAUACAAACAAGCAAGAUUUCUGGCUCUCACAGACCUGUAACUUCUUCUUUAAGAGGCUCCUCUGUCCUCCACUCGUUACCUGUAUUAAUGGCACCUGUUUGAACUUGUUAUCAGUAUAAAAGACACCUGUCUACAACCUCAAACAGUCACACUCCAAACUCCACUAUGGCCAAGACCAAAGAGCUGUCAAAGGACACCAGAAACAAAAUUGUAGACCUGCACCAGGCUGGGAAGACUGAAUCUGCAAUAGGUAAGCAGCUUGGUUUGAAGAAAUCAACUGUGGGAGCAAUUAUUAGGAAAUGGAAGACAUACAAGACCACUGAUAAUCUCCCUCGAUCUGGGGCUCCACGCAAGAUCUCACCCCGUGGGGUCAAAAUGAUCACAAGAACGGUGAGCAAAAAUCCCAGAACCACACGGGGGGACCUAGUGAAUGACCUGCAGAGAGCUGGGACCAAAGUAACAAAGCCUACCAUCAGUAACACACUACGCCGCCAGGGACUCAAAUCCUGCAGUGCCAGACGUGUCCCCCUGCUUAAGCCAGUACAUGUCCAGGCCCGUCUGAAGUUUGCUAGAGUGCAUUUGGAUGAUCCAGAAGAGGAUUGGGAGAAUGUCAGAUGAAACCAAAAUAUAAUUUUUUGGUAAAAACUAAACUUGUCGUGUUUGGAGGACAAAGAAUGCUGAGUUGCAUCCAAAGAACACCAUACCUACUAUGGAACAAGCUCCCUCACGACGCCAGGACAGCGGAGUCACUCACCACCUUCCGGAGACAUUUGAAACCCCACCUCUUUAAGGAACACCUGGGAUAGGAUAAAGUAAUCCUUCUACCCCCCCCCCCCCAAUUUUUUUUAAAAAUAAUAAUAAUUGUAAAGUGGUUAUCCCACUGGCUAUAGGGUGAAUGCACCAAUUUGUAAGUCGCUCUGGAUAAGAGCGUCUGCUAAAUGACUAAAAUGUAAAUGUGGAAACAUCAUGCUUUGGGGCUGUUUUUCUGCAAAGGGACCAGGACGACUGAUCCGUGUAAAGGAAAGAAUGAAUGGGGCCAUGUAUCGUGAGAUUUUGAGUGAAAACCUCCUUCCAUCAGCAAGGGCAUUGAAGAUGAAACGUGGCUGGGUCUUUCAGCAUGACAAUGAUCCCAAGCACACCGCCCGGGCAACGAAGGAGUGGCUUCGUAAGAAGCAUUUCAAGGUCCUGGAGUGGCCUAGCCAGUCUCCAAAUCUCAACCCCAUAGAAAAUAUUUGGAGGGAGUUGAAAGUCCGUGUUGCCCAGCGACAGCCCCAAAACAUCACUGCUCUAGAGGAGAUCUGCAUGGAGGAAUGGGCCAAAGUACCUGCAACAGUGUGUGAAAACCUUGUGAAGACUUACAGAAACGUUUGACCUGUGUCAUUGCCAACAAAGGGUAUAUAACAAAGUAUUGAGGAACUUUUGUUAUUGACCAAAUACUUAUUUUCCACCAUAAUUUGCAAAUAAAUUCAUAAAAAAUCCUACAAUGUGAUUUUCUGGAAUUUUUUUCCUCAAUUUGACUGUCAUAGUUGACGUGUACCUAUGAUGUAAAUUACAGGCCUCUCUCAUCUUUUUAAGUGGGAGAACCUGCACAAUUGGUGGUUGACUAAAUACUUUUUUCCCCCACUGUGUAUGUGUGUGUGUGUGUAUAUGUGUGUGUAUAUAUAUAUAUAUAUAUUACAUACAUACAUACAUACAUACAUACAUACAUACAUACAUACAUACAUACAUACAUACAUACAUACAUACAUACAUACAUACAUACAUACAGUGGGGAGAACAAGUAUUUGAUACACUGCCGAUUUUGCAGGUUUUCCUACUUACAAAGCAUGUAGAGGUCUGUAAUUUUUAUCAUGGGUACACUUCAACUGUGAGAGACGGAAUCUAAAACAAAAAUCCAGAAAAUCACAUUGUAUGAUUUUUAAGUAAUUAUUUUGCAUUUUAUUGCAUGACAUAAGUAUUUGAUACAUCAGAAAAGCAGAACUUAAUAUUUGGUACAGAAACCUUUGUUUCCUAUAUAAGGUCCCACAGUUGACAGUGCAUGUCAGAGCAAAAACCAAGCCAUGAGGUCGAAGGAAUUGACCGUAGAGCUCCAAGACAGGAUUGUGUCGAGGCACAGAACUGGGGAAUGGUACAAAAAAAUGUCUGCAGCAUUGAAGGCCCCCAAGAACACGGAGGCCUCCCAUCAUUCUUAAAUGGAAGAAGUUUGGAACCACCAAGACUCUUCCUAGAGCUGGCCGCCCGGCCAAACUGCGUAAUUGGGGAAAAGGGCCUUGGUCAGGGAGGUGACCAAGAACCCGAUGGUAACUCUGACAGAGCUCCAGAGUUCCUCUGUGGAGAUAGUAGAACCUUCCAGAAGGACAACAAUCUCUGCAGCACUCAACCAAUUGGCCUUUAUGGUAGAGUGGCCAGACGGAAGCCACUCCUCAGUAAAAGGCACAUGACAAGCCGCUUGAAGUUUGCCAAAAGGCACCUAAAGGACUCUGACCAUGAGAAACAAAAUUCUCUAGUCUGAUGAAACCAAGAUUGAACUCUUUGGCCUGAAUGCCAAGCAUCCCAUCUGGAGGAAACCUGGCACCAUCCCUACGGUGAAGCAUGGUGGUGGCAGCAUCAUGCUGUGGGGAUGGUUUUCAGCGGCAGGGACUGGGACACUACUCAGGAUCGAGGGAAAGAUGAACGGAGCAAAGUACAGAGAGAUCCUUGAUGAAAACCUGCUCCAGAGCGCUCAGGACCUCAGACUGGAGCAAAGGUUCACCUUCCAACAGGACAACGACCCUAAGCACACAGUCAAGACAAACGCAGGAGUGGCUUCGGGACAAGUCUCUGAAUAUCCUUGAGUGGGCCAGCCAGAGCCCGGACUUGAACGUGAUGGAACAAAUCAGGAGAGACCUGAAAAUAGCUGUGCAGCAACGCUCCCCAUCCAACCUGACAGAGCUUGAGAGGAUCUGCAGAGAAGAAUGGGAGAAACUCCCUAAAUACAGGUGUGCCAAGCUUGUACCGUCAUACCCAAGAAGACUCUAGGCUGUAAUCGCUGCCAAAGGUGCUUCAACAAAGUACUGAGUAAAGGGUCUGAAUACUUAUGUAAAUGUGACAUUUCAGUAUUUUUUUUAAAUAAAAUUGCAAAAAUGUCUAAACCUGUUUUUUGCUUUGUCAUUAUGGGGUAUUGUGUGUAGUCCGCGCACACACUCCGGACUCCAACAUUGCUCGUCCUAAUAUUUCUUAAUUCCAUUUGUGUGUAUUGUUAGAUGUUACUGCACUGUUGGAGCUAGGAACACAAGCAUUUCGCUACACCCGCAAUAACAUCUGCUAAAUAUUUGUAUGCGACCAAUAAAAUGUGAUUUGACCAAUAAAAUGUGAUUUGAUUUGACACUCACACACUCCUCUCUCAGUAUCUCUGACAAUGUGUUUCUCUAUGGUUGUGUUUCAGGGGUCCGAACCGUCUGAAGCCGUUCAAGUACAACCACCCCCAGGGCUUCUUCAGUCACCGCUGACCUCUCUACCCCUCUCCCUUCACCGCUGACCCCCCGACCCCCUCACCCCAGAACUCUUACCCUACCUCAUGGCUUCUUCAGUCACCCCUGACUCCUGAACUUUACCCUCUGCUGUGCCCCUGCCCUCAUAUCCCCCAUCUCUUUUUUUAAUACACAAGUCUUGUCUGUUUAACACACUGUUUGACACAUUCUGUGUGUCGGUUGGACAAUAAAAAGCUAGUGAUCUUGUUUGGAUCAGCAAGUUCUGUCUUUUUUAAAUGUUAUUCUUCACUGCUGACUGAUUUAUGCUCAGCUUUAUUCUACUAUGAAUUAUCUCCUCCUCUUUUAGCUAGUACAUAUUUAUUUCCUCAUC
Molecule: messenger RNA, 19389 nt
Organism: Coregonus sp. 'balchen'
Lineage: Eukaryota; Metazoa; Chordata; Actinopteri; Salmoniformes; Salmonidae
Source: the annotation of a GenBank genome assembly